Molecule: messenger RNA, 1139 nt
Organism: Symbiodinium sp. CCMP2456
Lineage: Eukaryota; Dinophyceae; Suessiales; Symbiodiniaceae
Source: the annotation of a GenBank genome assembly
AUGGCAGGGGCUGGCUAUGACGGCGUGAAUGGACGGGCGACGGUAGGACGCCCCACAAGUAGCGGAGCCGGUGUAAAGGAGGACCCUACUUUCGCUGACGAACUCUACAGCGCAGGGUGUGACCGUGUCUUUGUACCGACCCGGUGGGAGGAUGACUUGAAGCCGCUCAUGUCGGCCCUGGAUGUUCAACCAACACUUCACCGCCCAACCCUCAAAGGCUUGGCUAGCAACACUGCGCCUACUGAUGACGACUCUACCCUUACUGUGCAACGAGAAAUUCUGCAGAUUUGGAGGGAGAAGGCGCAAGCUCCUCCGCCGCCCCCAACAUCGCCUUUGGUGCAUGUUACACAUCUCCGCGGCAUUCUGCCCUCUGCGUUGGAUUGCAUGACGCUGCUGUCCUUACCGAUGUCCCUGAAAACGGGAUCGCUUCGCGUCAACGUUGACCAGUUCGGCUCCGAUAUUGGGGACUUUGCAGACAGAGCAAUGAGACUACGGUGCUGCACUGAGCAGGAAGCCUGGCGGAUUUGCGUUAGCCCGCUGAUCGCUAUUUCGGCGGCGCUGGCCGAGCUUUGCGAGACUUUGCAACAGCUCCCUGAGGACAAGGCCUUCGACCUGUCCUGGCCAGAGCUCGCACGACCACAAGUUUGGUGGUGGCUGCUUGUAGACGAGAUCGUUGCUCAAUUGCAGCAUGCGGCAGAAGCCAGUCAAGCCGCACCGCUGGCGCGAGAUGCCAGCUUUUUCGUCAUAGCACUCGGAGGGCCAGAGCGGCAUGCCUCUCCUUUGCAGUAUUGCGGAGCCCUGAUGCCCAUGCAGGUGCUGAUAUAUGUGCUCCGGCGCCUUGUGGACAACCCGGUGUUGAUUUAUGUACUCCGGCGCCUUGUGGAUAAACCGGCGGCCUAUCCGCAUCUGCAAAUUCUUGGGGUUUUCAAGGACACAGACUGCAGAGGGAAGUCUGCCCUCUACAAUGGGCAGUGGGACGACGGCUCCGCCAGUCUUUCGAAAAGGGGGUGGUCGCGCUCCAUCAUCCCGCUCUCCAUCCCGCCAAUUUUACGACUACUGGCAGCUGCCUUGGCGCGGGUCCGGCAAUGGAGCCAGCUGGAGGGUUACGACGUGCGGGGCGCUAUUUCAGUGUACCCCGA